CUGAGAUGAGAAAAAAGAAGAAUAAAUUGAAAGUAAGAGGUCAGUUACUGUAUUACGUAAAUGCAACUCAAGGCCAGUUAUGUUAUCAUCACCUAUACUUGCAGCCCAAGGAAUUUCCCCUUUAAAUGAGCCCUAAGCAAAGCCAACAAACCCCACCUAUUCACUGCACAAAUCUCUCCAAAACCAACUGAUCCAAAUCCUAUUUCGUUUACCAGUACACCCACCCCAAAACCCUAACCAUGGCUCCUCCAAUUUGUCUUUUGGGCCCACCCGAGCUCCGCCUUACCCACCCCACCGCAACCCAUGAAGAAAACCCUCCUCUGGGUAAAUACCAGUCAUCUUCCUCAACCCCAACCUUGAAUCCAUGCCUUGAAUUCUUCUUUAAAGCCAUCACCACAUCCUCAGAUCCUAAACGCCCACAGAACCCUGCCCCCAAAUACGGUUACAAGUAUGAGCGACAGAAGGAUCUUACAGAAUGUGAAGAAGAAGCAUGGAAUCAAGACCCUCUCAUCACUCUGGGACUCAUAUUUUGCCUCAGAAUGGUGUGGAGGCCCAACAUAGAAGCCUUUUACAAGUCCUUCUUGUGGGUCCACAAAAACCACCCUUUAGCCCUAGCUCUAAAUCUCAACGUUUUUGGGGAUUUGGGUUGGUUCAAAGAUUUGUUGGAGAUUCUCUCUAGGGUUUUGCAGGACUCCAUAGUAAAGAAUAGGGAGGAGGAGAAGCGUAUGAAUGGUUGUUGGAACAGGAGUUAUUGGUCCUUUUGCAAUGAAAGCUAUGAGGAGGAGGAAGAGAAGGAAGAGAAGGAGGAGAUCAAUACAAUCACAGAUGUUCAAAUUGCCAGGGCUAAAGCGGCUGUUGAUAGGUACCGAGAUGACCCGGAGUAUAGGUUCUUGCACGAUCGUGUAUCUGAUGUGUUUGUUGAAAUGUUGGCAUCAGAUUUAAGGUUUUUGAACUCUGAUGAGAUUGAAAAAAUCAGCUAUGCUUCCAAAUUUUGCCCGUCAAUUGAUUCGUCUUACGACAGAACAACUCUAAUAUGUGAAAACAUAGCGAAGAGAAUGUUUCCACGGGACGUUUAUGAAGAGUACAUAGAUCUUGAAGAAGCGCAUUACGCUUACAGGGUUCGCGAUCGGUUGAGGAAACAAGUACUUAUCCCCCUGCGCAAGGCAUUGUCAGUGGAUUGCUCACUGGCUGCUAAACAGAACAGGAAGUCAUUGUCAUUGUUCAAAAACCGCAAGGCGCUGAUUGCUUUAGAAGACUACAGGAAUAUCGCUGGUUGUCAUGAUGGUGGAGGCAACAACGAAAGCAAAUUGAAAUUCAAGAGUCGCAUGAAUAUUGUGCAAAAGCUUGUUCCAAAGAAAGCAAUUAUCGAUAUGUGUUUUGGUGAUGAGGUAAAGCUUCCUCACCACGUGCUGGUCUCAUUGGAGAAGGAACAAGGUGGGGUUACUGAAACCGCAGAGGUUCAGUGGCAGAGAUUGGUCAAAGAGUUGUCUAGCAAAGGGAAACUCAGAAAUUGUGUUGCAGUGUGUGAUGUCCCGGAGAGUAUGAGAGGGGCGUUGAAGGAGAAGGUUUGAAUUUCAAUGGGGUUGUUGAUUUCGGAUCUUAGCGAAAAACCAUGGAAAGGUUCUGUCUUCUUGAUAGCGA
Messenger RNA from Malus domestica (apple), 1641 nucleotides. RefSeq lists its product as uncharacterized. The record is from RefSeq and is a predicted model, not a curated record. Lineage: Eukaryota; Viridiplantae; Streptophyta; Magnoliopsida; Rosales; Rosaceae.